CUUAAAGCGGAAGGACAAUUGGGCAGACGAUGAAACGUUUGCCCUCGUAAAUAUAUGGCAUGAGAAUCUUGCAAAUUUAAGAAAAAGUAAACGCAACCGUGUGGUUUAUGAAGGAAUGAGCUGUUCUUUCAAAACAUACGGAUUUACACGGAGUUCUGCAGAGAUCUCGAAAAAAAUACAAAACUUAAACCGGCGUUACAGGGAAGAAAAAACUAAGAUUGGCACAACUGGAGGAGAACCGUCCAAAUGGAGAUUUUUUCAAGCGGUGCAUGAAGUGAUUGGGGUGCUACCGUGCCAAGAUGCAUCGUCAAUGGUGGAAAGCAUGGAUAACAGCUUUCUGGCCGAUGAAAAUACAUCUUUAGUGACAGACAUGUCUCUUGAAGAGGACUGCCAGGAAGGUGGAGCAUUACCAAAUCAACUACCUGCUGCAGAUCCAGUAGAAGAUGUUGGUGUCGGUAGUCCCCGGCCUGAACUUCCCGAGCUGGAACCAGUAGCUGGUCCAUCAAAUCAAGAAGAUUCUGUUGUACCCCAGAGACCAAAGAGAAGAAGAGUUGACGGAGGGAAAAAGACCCGAUUUUUGGGCGAAUUGUUACAAAAAUUCAAUAACAUACAGCAGAAUAAUAACGAUAAUUCGAAAGAAAUGCUGAAUAUAAUGAAGCAAUCUGUAGAAAAUGACGCCACAAUGGUUGAGAAGCAGGACAAAGUUCUUGAAAAAUUUAUGAUGUUGAAUACAGCAAAAACUGACAGUUUGAAAUGUGAAGAUCAAUGGUCAAUGACAAAACUGAAGGUUACUUGA
Molecule: messenger RNA, 796 nt
Organism: Uloborus diversus
Lineage: Eukaryota; Metazoa; Arthropoda; Arachnida; Araneae; Uloboridae
Exons: 6
Coding region: 116-796 (226 amino acids)
Biological process (GO): positive regulation of DNA-templated transcription
Cellular component (GO): nuclear body
Source: RefSeq, a predicted model, not a curated record